Molecule: messenger RNA, 2865 nt
Organism: Ilex paraguariensis (yerba mate)
Lineage: Eukaryota; Viridiplantae; Streptophyta; Magnoliopsida; Aquifoliales; Aquifoliaceae
Source: the annotation of a GenBank genome assembly
AUGAAACCCCACUACCCAAAAACCCUUUUCAUUUUCUAUUCACACAUCAACCCAUUUGCCAAACCCUGCAAACAGUCCCUUUUCCAAGUCUCUCACUUUUCAGCUUCUUCUUCAAACCCAUAUCAUUCUUCACCUAAUCCUUCCUACCCGUCUCGGCGCCACGACGAGGAGAGCCGGAAUGUGAGGGUCUCGGUGUGGUGGGACUUCGAGAAUUGCUCAUUACCGGCCGGUGCAAAUGCUUUCAGAGUUGCUCAGAGCAUUACGGCCGCUAUUAGGGGUUGUAGGAUAAGGGGUCCGAUUCAAAUUACGGCUUUUGGGGAUGUAAUGCAGCUUUCGAGGGCAAACCAGGAGGCUCUAUCGUCGACUGGGAUCAAUCUCAUUCACAUUCCUCAUGGUGGAAAGAAUGGUGCAGAUAGGUCUCUUCUUGCAGAUCUUAUGUAUUGGAUUUCUCAAAAUCCUCCUCCUGCACAUCUUUUCUUAAUUUCUGGUGACAGAGAUUUCGCUAGCAUUUUGCACCGCUUAAGAAUGAACAAUUACAAUAUUUUGCUUGCUGGUCCAGAAAAUGCUCCUGGUGUUCUUUGCAGUGCUGCAAGUAUCAUGUGGCAAUGGAAUGCUUUGGUCAGAGGAGAAAACCUUAAUGGAAAGCAUUUUAACCAACCUCCAGAUGGUCCCUAUGGUUCUUGGUAUGGCCAUUAUUCGGCACCUCUUGCAGACCCUUUUGCGGUUACGGAGCACCUAUCUUGUUUCCAGGUUGAAGAGUUGUCUGACUCCAGUUCAGAUCCUAAGCUUCGUCAGAUUCCAAAGGCAGUUGUGAAGCACAUUCGCCAUAUAUUGGAUUCACAUCCCAAAGGAAUCUUUAUUACAGACCUUCGUGCCGAGUUAGCGAAGAGUAAUGUGAGUUUAGAUAAAGACCUGUAUGGGUAUAAAAAGUUCUCUCGUUUUCUUCUAGCAAUUCCCCAUAUUUUGAAGCUUCAUUCAGGCGGUGAUGGCAAGUUUUUUGUACGUGGGGUUGCCCCAGAAGUCCCCGACCAAGUUGAGUCCACUCCUGGCAUGCCUACAGGGCCUGUUACUGAUAAUGGGGAGCCAGAUAUCAUUGUUACUCCUAAGUUAAAUGCUGAAGACACUUCCUGCACUGGAGGUGUGGGGAAGACUAAAUCAUUGCCUCUGACAGUUGAAGAUCCUCCAAAAAAAUUGCAAGUACCAACAACAAAAGUACAAGAACCCAAAGCAAGAGUGCAAGAACCGCCUGAAAAAGUGCAAGAGCCACCAAAAACAGUGCAAGAAACCGCACCACUUGGUGAGGUUAUAAAUUACGCCAAAGCAGCUGAGGAUCAUUCGCAUCCUGUGCAGGAACAUGAUUCUCUACCUAAAGUGGGAUUUGUCAAAAGGAUCUGGAGGAUAUUUUUUCGUGGUAGAUACGAUGUUUCUGAUAAGAAAAGUGGUAGUCAACCAGAAAAUUGUUCUGCUGAAAAGAUGAGAACUGGAGAAAAAUGUGUCAAUUCUGCAAGUCAGUCCGCUGAGUCAAUAGGAGCUGCUUCAUUUUCUUCUGUCAAUGAGCAUUACAGAGAACAUGUGAACCAAACAGAAAGUGAUUCUCAGAAGCUUGAAGUAUUUUCAAAGGAAUCUUUUUGGAAUGACUUGGAGGCAUUUAUGGAUACACCUGAAGGAUCAGACCUUUUCUUGCAAUCAAAGACCAGGGUACAGAUGGCACAAAAUUUGCAAAAGCAAGGACCUUUGGUUCUCAAAUCACUUGGUGAAAGCAAUCUUCUUCACCUAGUGGAGGUAUUAAUCUCCGAUAAGAAAUGGAUUGUAGAAUGCUCGUCCCAAGCUUCCCCUUUUAAACUCAUUUGGCCUGCUGGAAAAAGUUCUAAAUUUAGUAAUCCUAAUUCAAAUGGGUUGAGAUCUCUCUUUUUGGGCUCACCAUUGCCGUCCAGUAUGCAAGAACUAGCAGAGCAUGGUGUAGAGAACAGACAUCAAGAUCAUCCUCGUACUGGAAUAUCUCCAUCUGUUAUUCACAAAAGAACUUCUGGCAAGUCCAGAAGAGAGAUACUUAGUGACUGUCAGAAGCUUGUGGAUGACAUUGUAAAGGAGUACCCAGAAGGAUUUAAAAUAGGCUCCUUUGGGAGAUUGUUCCUCAAAAGGUAUGGCUAUUCUCUUGAUUUACAAAAGCUUGGUUAUCAAAAACUGGCAUCCUUGCUACAAAUAAUGAAUGGUGUGAAAAUACAGUCUACUUACAUCAUCCCAUCUGGAAAAGUCACCAAGGGUUAUGGUCUAGAAACUGCUGAUCCUAAUGUUAAAGAAAAUAACGUCAAUGCUACUGUGUCUAUUUCAACGAUGGACGACAAUCUUGACUCACCAUGGGAGGAACUUGGGCCAAUUGCCAAUAAUGGUCCCAUAAGAAAUGAAAUAGGGUUAGGAUUGAGUAGGAAAGGUGAAGAACCGGUGGGACAGAUACAUAAUGACUAUGAAACCCUAUCAGGUGAUGACUUUUCUGAUUCAGAAGAAGAGAAUCUACCCUCAGCGAAAUCAAAAGGCCCAGGGAAGACUAGAAUAGAUGAGGAAGAUAGCUCAUUGCUACAGAUUCUUGACUCGUGGUACAGCAGCAAGGAGGAUAGCAGUAAAAGGGAUGCAUCAGGGACUGUUGAUGGGAUGGUGGAUUGUUCGGGAAAUGGUUUUAAGCAAUCUGCUUCAGCUGGAGUUGGCGGCGUCAAGAGUGAAACUCCUGUGGUAAACUAUGGACGGAAGCAGAGAGCUUCCAAGAACUACUCAUUUGUCUCCCAGCAGGAUAGUAAGGACGAGUUAAUUGAUGGCAUAUUGGGUAGUUUGAAAAAGUCAGGCGAGAAGUCGGCCGAGGCAAGGAUCUAG